Messenger RNA from Candoia aspera, 6011 nucleotides. It is a transcript of the gene USP46, whose product is annotated as ubiquitin specific peptidase 46. Gene Ontology annotation, cellular component: nucleus; cytosol. Gene Ontology annotation, molecular function: cysteine-type deubiquitinase activity. The transcript has 9 exons. Lineage: Eukaryota; Metazoa; Chordata; Lepidosauria; Squamata; Candoiidae. The coding region runs from base 114 to 1214 and encodes 366 amino acids. Gene Ontology annotation, biological process: protein deubiquitination. The record is from RefSeq and is a predicted model, not a curated record.
CCGCUCUCGUUCCUGCCCGGCCGCCUGCGCCUCUCCCCGGUCCUCCCGCCGCGGCCAUGCCGGCUUUCCCCUUCUAAAGAUGGCGGUGGGGAAUCGCUGCAACCUUUAGACUCAUGACUGUCAGAAACAUCGCCUCCAUUUGUAAUAUGGGCACCAAUGCCUCUGCUCUGGAAAAAGACAUUGGGCCAGAGCAGUUUCCACUCAAUGAACACUACUUUGGGCUGGUCAAUUUUGGCAACACGUGCUACUGUAACUCCGUCCUGCAAGCCCUGUACUUCUGCCGGCCAUUUCGGGAAAAUGUGCUGGCAUAUAAGGCCCAGCAGAAAAAAAAGGAAAAUCUUCUGACUUGUCUAGCAGACCUUUUCCAUAGCAUUGCUACACAGAAGAAGAAGGUUGGGGUGAUUCCUCCCAAAAAAUUCAUCUCAAGGUUACGGAAGGAGAAUGAUCUCUUUGACAACUACAUGCAGCAGGAUGCUCACGAGUUUUUGAACUACUUACUAAACACCGUUGCCGACAUUCUGCAAGAGGAGAAGAAGCAGGAGAAACAAAAUGGCAAACUGAAAAACGGAAACAUGAACGAAGCAGAAGAGGACAACAAGCAGGAGCUCACCUGGGUGCACGAGAUUUUUCAGGGAACCUUGACCAAUGAAACGAGAUGCCUGAACUGUGAAACUGUUAGUAGCAAAGAUGAAGAUUUUCUCGAUCUAUCUGUUGAUGUAGAACAGAACACGUCAAUAACUCACUGUUUAAGAGACUUCAGCAACACAGAAACAUUGUGUAGCGAACAGAAAUACUACUGUGAGACCUGCUGUAGCAAACAGGAGGCUCAGAAACGGAUGAGGGUUAAGAAGCUGCCAAUGAUCCUUGCCUUGCACCUGAAGCGGUUCAAGUACAUGGAGCAGCUACACCGGUACACCAAGCUGUCUUACCGGGUGGUCUUCCCUCUGGAGCUGCGACUCUUCAACACAUCGGGGGAGGCCAUCAACCUGGACCGCAUGUAUGACUUGGUGGCUGUUGUCGUUCACUGUGGCAGUGGCCCUAACCGUGGACACUAUAUCACCAUUGUGAAAAGUCACGGCUUCUGGCUUUUGUUUGAUGAUGAUAUCGUAGAGAAAAUUGAUGCACAAGCUAUUGAAGAAUUCUACGGCCUGACUUCUGAUAUAUCAAAAAAUUCAGAAUCUGGAUAUAUUUUAUUUUAUCAGUCAAGAGAAUGAUUGAGAAGACUGUGACUUUCUCCGUACUAGAGGGGAUCCUGACCAACACUGUUAACUGACUACUCCAUAGACCCAUCCAAUACAGCCCAUGCAGGAACAUUGCUUAAUUAUUGACUCAAACUCCUAACUUAUGACUGGAAAAUUCUCCCAUCCUAAGUUAUCAAGAAGAAAGAAAAAAUGUAUAGAGACUCAUUUCAUCAGCUGAAUCCCGCUGAAUUGAGUUAUAAUGUUGGAUAGGUGUUUGCAUCACCAUUAAGGACCAUUUCUUCACUAUUUCUGAAGCUCCAUUCCUUUUCACCAGUGAUUUGCAGACAGUCCUGUGUGGAGUUCUUGAGUUUCUUAGAUGCUUCAUGAGUGUUCCUCAACAAUAAGAUCACACAUAAUGAGAGCAAUCUAUAAGGUAGCUGCUAAGGUCCCUAUCAGAGCAGGUGGCUGAUCAUUGAUCCCCAGAAGGAUGGAGAGAGGAAGGAAGGAGCGUUUAAAGAAGCAAGAAUAUGUUCCUCUGCAAGGAAUAGGACCAGCUGAAGAUUUUCACUCAAGCCACCUCUCCCAAAUAAGAAACUAUAAUUGAUACCAAUUCCUUAAAGCAACAUUUCUCAGCCUGUAUACUUCUAGAUGCUUUGGGCUGCAACUUCCUUCAUCCUUGAACUUUUCACAUGCUGUUGAGGGCCAGUGGGAGUUAUUGCCUAAAACAUCUGGGGCCCCCAGCUCAGGGAAUGCUGAUUUUUUCCAUCUGAUUUGCCCCAUAACUAUAGUACUGAUUUUUGACUGAAGGUGUAAGUGUAUUUUAAAGUGCACACAUGCCGUUUUUAAUUGCUGAAUCCCAGUGAGCCUAGCCAGCACAUUAUAUAAAUGAGUUUAAAGGGGUCUUGUGCUAAGUGCUUAUGAAAAGUGAGCAAUGGAUGCGAAAAGGGUUUUUGUGUCGUAGGAAAUCUGAAAUCACUGCUUUAAAGGUAACUGCUGCUCAUGAUAGGGGGAAAUGAAAGGUAAACAUUUUUCCCAGGUUUCCCGAACUGGGAUUGGACGUGGAUUAUUUCACAUGGUAUCCUCCUUUAGAAAGCUGUUCUUCCCCUGAUCCUUCUAAGCCUUGGGUUAUUGGAAAAGAAAUCGAAUUGGCAACUUUAAGACAUACCUUCACUCAAAGGGAUUUUGGUCUUUCUUGAAUCAAAUCAUGCUGUGGAUCCAAUUUCCCUGGAUUUAUUGUUCAUUGUGGGACAGCACAGAUGAACCAAGCUGGCCGUUCGGAUUCUAACCUAAUAAAAGAUUUAGGAGAUUUGGCACUAAAGAAGAGGAGAAGCUAUUUCUCCAUAUUAGUUUCAUUGCAAAAGUUACAGCUUUGUUCCUCACCCAAAGAGAUACCCAAAAUUUGGUUCUUGCUUGUUCAGAUCUGUGCUUGUAUCAGUGUCAUGCACGUUGCCCAAGAGUUAUGGUCCAGUUAAGCAAUAAUGAUCACAAUCCAAAGUUCCAUAAGAUUUAAACACACAAGCAGAAUCCCAUAUGGGCAGGGAUUUUCAGUUCUCUUUUGGAAGAUUCAACAAGUGUGCAUAUGAGAUCCUGCAUGCUGCUAGAUUUAAUGGUGCUGGGUUCUACAGAGUGCUAGAUUUCAAUAAAUUUCCUAGACUGCACAGAGGGCAAAAUGGGAUGGCAUCUUCUGGAGUUUCCCAGGUUCUGUAGUAUAUUUCACAUUUGCAGUAAGAGCCAAUUCUUAGGUUGUCUCUUUGCAUUUCUGUGUGACCAAGAAAUUGAAAUUUGGACAAGUAAAAUAGAUUCCAGUUUUGAAUGCUCCCUUUCAGUUCAGUGUGAUAAAGUAAAUGGAGGAUAACUGGCAAGAUUGCUAAGGGAGGGACAGUACCACUGAUACUUGAGUGCUUUUCAGUGCUAAAAGGUAAAUUUAGCAUCAAUACUUUUGGUGUCCUUAUAAUCCUGCCUGAACUUUCUGUCCUAAGAACUAGAGGGCUGGUUUGCAGUGGUCCCCAUCAUGUUGUAUGUCAUAGAAUGGGCUGCAAUUGACAAGUGGGCUAUGAAGAUACAAAACUAUCCUUCCUUCAAAACUAUAUGGUCACUACAGGUGCAGGACAGCUUUAGUUCUGACCCCAAAUACGUUCCUGAAUGAACCCUUGCACUUUCCUCCUGUAGACGUGAAGAACUGGCAAUCAGAUCCAAGGGAAAAAUAAAAUGCUGUAGUACCUUUGAUGUAGCAGCUAAAUACUGGGCUAUCUUCAUGCAUCCCCAGCAGAACCUGUCAUUUUUCUGAUGUGAUAAUUAAAAUCAGUCCUCUUUGCAGGGAUGAACCAUGAUUAGAAUCAACUGUCCUGAAUAUUAGCUACCACAAAUUUGUGAUCUUUUUAUGAUAACUUCCUUAAUAACUAUAAAUAAAUAAAUAACUAUAAUAAAUAAAUAACUAUAAAUAAAUAAAUAACUAUAAAUAACUAAAGAGGAAAGGAAAGGACUUCUAGUUUGCUAAAUUAAUGGCUCUAAAAUUAGGGUGUUGAAUUGUCUUUACUGAUAACAUUUAAGUGGUGGUGUACUGCAUACUAGGAACAGAUGUUGAUUCAAGCAAAUAGGGGUGUCCAUAAGAGAUCAAAAAAGUAAAAAAUGGCAACCACAUAAAAAUUGGGUAGAUGGCUGCCACUUUGAUUUUUUUGACCCCUUCCCCUGGAUGCCCCUUCCAGCAAAAUAGAGGACAUAGAAUGGAAUCCAUUGAACUCGCGUGCAAGAGGUCUGUUGGAUUUGUGGAUCUAGGUAGGGAUCUAUGUUUCAAUUCAAGAGAAGAAAUUCUAGAAGGGACACAAGCUCACAGCAUUUCUUCCCCGUGGAAGAAAGUGCAUGUAAUUAUUAGAAAACAAGACUGUUUAGCGCUUUCUGACUAGAGAUCUAACGUGACUUACUGCUGUGCUGCUUAUCCCCUCGUUAAUUACUGUUGGAGUUUUCAUCUUGGUUUGUCUUCUGAGAGAAAAUCCUCCUUUGGUGCAUGUAGUAGUUACCUUUUUCACAUAAUGAGGAUUUUAUAGAAUUAGUUCUUGCUAGAUCUUGCAUUUUGAACAUCAGAAGAAUUCUGUGAAGCACUUUACUUUGGUGAAGAACCAAAUCAGAUACGUUUUUAUCUUUAAGAUCCAGUUAAAUGUUUAUUUCUCUUGUGAUCCAACAGAAGAAAACCAAGUCUAACUUUCAUUGGUUCAUCCAGCUCUGCAUACAGACACCAAUAUAUUGUCAUGAAAUGGUGACUCUCAGCUCAAUUCCAGGUCAGGCAUAAUGAUUUUAGCAAGUAUUGCACACAUAUUUCCCCAAAUGUCCAUGUUCAGAAGAACUAGAAAUAUAUUUUUUCUGUUUCCCAAAGAACAAGCAUAUCUCAUACUGGCAUAAUACUGUCGAAGAUGCAAAGAUAGCAUAUACUAAGUGUGGAAUAUAACUUACAAGCCCUAGUGUACAGCUGAAAUAAAAAGACAUAUAGUAUUCAUAUCAAAAAGACCUCAGUUUUUAUCUGUAGCUCAUAAGCCACAGAGAAUCAUCCAUAUAUACAGACACAUCACUUGAUUAUUCAGUGUUCAAUUGCUGGCAGCUGAACAUGUGAAUGGACUCAGGCCUGCUUGAGAUAAAAUGAGAAACUAGGAUGUCACGCUGUACACUUCAGGUUUGCAUUCUUUUUUAUUUCCACUGGGGCCAAAAGGAACAGAAAACGGGACCCCAGUUCCAGCUUAAACAAAUCAUAGUUCCCCAGGAUAUAAAACUCUUAAGAAUUAUACUUCAUUUAAAUUAUAGUUAGGGAGCCAGCUAAGAUGGUUUGAUCCUGAUUUGAAUUAGAGUUUUAGAGAAAUCACUUUCUGAGUUUGAAUAUACAGGGGAACUGUGGUUUGUUUAAAACCGAACACGGCCUUUGGUCUCCCCCUGCAAUAAGAGAGGAGUGGGUGGGAAAGGGACGGGUUGCUCCUAAAAUUGAUCAUGGCUCAUUUACUUGGCAGGAAACUAUGGUUUCCUGUGUCAUCUACAGGCCUCUGUAAGCAUUGUACUUGAAUCUUUGAUGUGAAAAUUGUAUAUCUGGUGUCCAUUCACACAUGCAAAGAACCCCUUGAUGUAGCAGUCAUCAGGCUACCAGCAAGCCUGUGUAAACCAGUUCACAGCUAGUGUAUUCCCGAUCCACUUCUUGCAUCAAAGGGCAUAAGCACGAUGCUGCUUCUUACGUAGGUACUGAAAUGAUAAACGAUGAUGACCCUGUUUCACCAGGAACCAGAAUCAAGGAGGUUGUGUGCACCAAAGGACACCUGAGCGAACAGGCAGUGUAGCGUUGACCAUGAUGGGGUUGGGGUGUUGUCCUUUUGUGACUAAGACCUUUCGCUUGCGUUGCUACAUUGCACAGCAUUUUCUGAGAUGGAGCCAUCACUUUUCUGGCUGGCCAGCUCUCUGGUUGUGAUGAGUAAAUGCACUUUCUGGUUUGGUGUUGAUCAAUGUAAUACAGAUGUUUUGUAUGCUGCAAAGGUUGCUGCCAAACAUUUUUAGAAUAUCUGUUCAACAAUUUUUUAAAAAAAAUUUAAAAAGCUACCCUUGCUGCAUAACUUGAAUAUUUGGAGUGGAUGUUUUAUGAACAAGUUUUGCAUUACUGGAGUUUAAAAGAAGAAAAGGUGAAAAUUGGGAGCCAGGGUACAUUUGUGACUUACAGUGAAUAAGAUAUUAUUUUUGUGCUAUAUAAGAAAGCUAGAAGAGCGAAAUAACACUUAAAUAUAAUAUACCAAUUCCACGUUUGUCUUUCUGUUUCUCUGUCUCACAAUUUGAGGAUAAUAAAUUAUGGCAUUAUUAUUAUUA